Messenger RNA from Phragmites australis (common reed), 1998 nucleotides. Its product is annotated as protein DETOXIFICATION 16-like. The coding region runs from base 129 to 1586 and encodes 485 amino acids. Gene Ontology annotation, cellular component: membrane. The transcript is spliced from 8 exons. Lineage: Eukaryota; Viridiplantae; Streptophyta; Magnoliopsida; Poales; Poaceae. The record is from RefSeq and is a predicted model, not a curated record. Gene Ontology annotation, molecular function: xenobiotic transmembrane transporter activity; antiporter activity. Gene Ontology annotation, biological process: xenobiotic detoxification by transmembrane export across the plasma membrane.
ACGAGUCACGCGCUCACGCCUCCCCAUAAAAUUCGGCUGCUUCUGUUCUGCGCCCUGCAAUCUCCGCACGGCUCCUCGAAACGCAACGCGGCCCCCGCGCGCGGGACGCAGGAUCCAUCCAUUGAUCGAUGGGCGACAAGCCAGGAGAGGCGGUCCAGGAGCCGCUGCUCCCCGCGCGGCCGCCGGAUAAGGCCGCGGCAGACGACGAUGAGCAGCGUGUCCUCGCCGCGGCGGAGGCGAAGCGUCUGGUGCGUCUGGCUGGGCCGAUUGUCGCCAGCUGCUUGCUGCAGAACGUCGUCAGCAUGGCGUCCAUCAUGUUCGUCGGACACCUCGGCGAGCUCCCCCUCGCAGGCGCCUCCCUCGCCACCUCCCUCGCCAACGUCACCGGAUACAGCCUCCUCACGGGCAUGGCGACCGCGCUGGACACGCUCUGCGGGCAGGCGUUCGGCGCGCGGCAGUACCACCUGCUUGGCGUCUACAAGCAGCGCGCCAUGGUGGUGCUUGGGCUCGUCAGCGUCCCCAUCGCGCUCGUCUGGGCGUACGCCGGUCAGAUCUUGGUCUUGCUCGGCCAGGAUCCGGACAUCGCUGCGGAGGCCGGCGCGUACGCACGUUGGCUCAUCCCAUCGCUCGCCGUGUACGUGCCCCUGCAGUGCCACGUGCGGUUCCUGCAGACGCAGAGCGUCGUCCUGCCCGUCACGGCGAGCUCCGGCGCUACGGCGCUCUGCCACCUUGCCGUGUGCUGGGCACUGGUGUACAAGGCCGGCAUGGGCAGCAAGGGCGCUGCGCUGAGCAACGCCAUCUCGUACGCCAUCAAUCUGGUGAUACUCGCACUGUACGUGAGGCUGUCGCGCACUUGCAAGGGCACAUGGAAUGGGUUCUCAAAGGAGGGGCUCAGGGAGCUGCGCCGGUUCGCGCAGCUCGCGGUGCCGUCUGCUAUGAUGAUUUGCCUGGAGUGGUGGUCGUUUGAAAUCCUUGUGCUGCUGUCUGGUCUUCUGCCGAAUCCUCAGCUUGAAACUUCAGUGCUAUCAAUUUGCCUUAACACUGGGGCUCUGCUCUACAUGAUACCAUUGGGGCUUACUUAUUCCAUAAGCACGCGCGUUUCGAAUGAGCUUGGUGCUCGGCAGCCUCAGGCAGCAAAGUUGGCUACAAGAGUAGUCAUGUACAUGGCCUUAUCUGAAGGACUGGUCAUAUCGUUGACCAUGACAUUGCUACGGAGUGUUUGGGGAUAUAUGUACAGCAAUGAGGAGGAAGUCGUGACAUACAUCGCUAAAAUGCUGCCGAUUCUCGGGAUAUCUUUCUUCAUAGACGGGCUUCACAGCUCUCUUUCAGGUGUGCUCACAGGCUGCGGAAUGCAAAAGAUCGGUGCAGUCGUAAAUCUUGGCGCGUUCUACUUGUUAGGCAUCCCAAUGGCCGUGCUGCUUGCGUUCGUCUUUCAUCUGAAUGGAAUGGGUCUUUGGCUCGGCAUCGUCUGCGGCAGCCUCUUGAAGUUGCUGUUGCUUCUAUCCAUCUCUUGGUUCAUAGACUGGGACAAGGAGGCAGGCAAGGCUAAGGACAGGGUGUUCAGCUCAUCUUUGCCAGUAGCAUGAAAAUAUGAAGCAUCACAUGUAAAGUUGCAGGCAAUUGAUAGCAUACCAAAUUGGUGUUAUUGCUUCGGCAUCGGCAAAUAUUUAUCAAGAAUGCAUGGAUCCGGUCUGAGAGGGAAUAGAUCUAUGGUGUAAAAUGAUCAGUAUUUCUACAGAAGCCAGUGAAAUUACGGCGUCAAAAGGACUGUGCCAUACUAUGAUGAGCAGAGCCUGUUUCAGCAAUUUUGGACUGGGUGCUGUGUAUGAUUGAUUUUUCGCUGGCAACAAGUGAUGGAACUGAGCUCUAGGCUCUAGAUAGGAUACAAAUUAUAGGUGCAUAUAAUUUUGGUACCAGCAAUGGUUUCAGGUUAUACGACUAGAUUCGCCGAAAAAAAGAAUUUAUGACUUUGCUGUGAAUCGAAUAGCCUCUUAACUA